This is a messenger RNA of Lasiodiplodia theobromae, 1728 nucleotides long. RefSeq names its product Peptidase s10 serine carboxypeptidase. The coding region runs from base 1 to 1728 and encodes 575 amino acids. Gene Ontology annotation, molecular function: serine-type carboxypeptidase activity. Gene Ontology annotation, biological process: proteolysis. Gene Ontology annotation, cellular component: fungal-type vacuole. The transcript is spliced from 6 exons. NCBI's taxonomy places the organism in Eukaryota, Fungi, Ascomycota, Dothideomycetes, Botryosphaeriales, Botryosphaeriaceae. The record is from RefSeq and is a predicted model, not a curated record.
AUGCUCUACCGCUCGCUGUUUGCUGCCGCCGCAGUCGCUUCGUCGGCCCUCGCCGAGCACGUCCCGGCCGGCCGCCGCGGGCUGCUGAAGCGCCAGGUACCCGCAGACCCAACGGGCGUGCAGGAGAUCACGUCGCCCGGCGGCGCCAAGAUCACGUACAAGCAGCCGGGCAAGCAGGGCGUGUGCGAGACGGCCGAGGGUGUCGACGACUACGCCGGCUACAUCUCGCUCAACGAAAAGUACAACGUCUUUUACUGGUUCUUCGAGGCCAGAGAGAACCCGACGGAGAAGCCGCUCACACUUUGGCUUAAUGGUGGCCCGGGAUCGGAUUCGUUGAUUGGGUUGUUCCAAGAGCACGGUCCGUGCAACAUCACCGAGGAUUUGAAGACGCAAUGGAACCCUUAUUCCUGGAACGAGGAGUCGAACAUGCUCUACCUCUCCCAGCCUGUCGGAGUAGGCUUCUCGUACGAGACGACCCAAGUGACGGAAGACGGCCGUUAUUCCAUUGUCGACCCGGAUACGACCAACACCACAUACGCCGCAGCUGUCGGCGCGUGGGAGCUCAUCCAGACAUUCUUGGAGCUUUCUGAGAAAUUGGACCCGGAUCUCUCGAACAGGACGUUCAACCUCUGGACUGAGUCAUACGGUGGUCACUAUGGCCCCACUUUCUACAGGUAUUUCUACGAGCAAAGUCAGGCGAUCAAAGAUGGAACUGUCGACGGUUACCCCCUGGAGAUGGACACUCUUGGCAUAAUUAACGGCAUCAUCGAUGAGGGUCUGUACAUCCUCUCCUUUGACUUCAACACACACUCACAGAUUCAAUCAGGCAUCCAAGCACCGUACUACCCCGAAUUCGCGGUCAACAAUACGUAUGGCAUCAAGGCCGUCAGCGACACCAUCUACAGCGAGAUGAAGGACGCGUACUAUCGCGAAGGCGGGUGCGCCGACCAGGUAGCAGCCUGCGCCGCCGCUGAUCGCGAGACCAACGAAGGCACUUUGCCCAGCUGGCAAAUUUGCCGCGAUGCAACCGACUUCUGCCGCAGCGAGGUCGAAGAGCCUUACUACAUCUACGGCGGUCGCGGCGUCUACGAUAUUCGUCACCCGUACGACGAUCCCACACCGCCCGACUACUUUGUCGACUUCCUCAACCUGGCGUCGACGCAGGAGGCACUCGGCGUCAACAUCAACUACACCACGACCAAUUCGCGCUACGUCAACGCGGGCUUCCAGUCGACGGGCGACUUCGUCUUCCCGGACUUCAAGGAGGACCUCGAGUGGAUCCUGGCGCAGAACGUGCGCGUGGCGCUGCAGUACGGCGACGCCGACUACAUCUGCAACUGGCUGGGCGGCGAGGCCGUCUCGCUGGCCAUCGAGUACGAGAACUCGGCCGACUUCCGCGCCGCCGGCUACGCUCCCUUGCUCGUUGACGGCACCGAGUACGGCGUCGUGCGCCAGUACGGCAACUUCAGCUUCACCCGCCUCUACGACGCGGGACACGAGACUCCGUACUACCAGCCCGUGGCCACCCUUGAGUUCUUCCGCCGCGUGCUGAACGACCUUGUGCUUGCGGAUGGAAAGAGUAGGAUCACGGAUGAUUAUCAGAGCGAGGGCCCCGCCAAUGCGACGCACACCCAGCCCUACCCGCCGCUGCCGGAUGAGACGGGUGCUGCGGGCAGGAGGAAGAGGAGGGGAACGGUGAGGAAGGAGGGGAGCUUGUUCCUGUCGUAG